AUGUUCACCCUCCACCCUCUCUCGCGCUUCCGCCCGCUAAUCACAACCACAACCACCCGCCUCCUCCUCCCCCCCCGCACCUUCACCACAACCCCCCACCCCCGGGCAACAUUCAACCAAGUCCUCCGCGGCUGCCGCAAGCCCCAACCAAAGCGCAAGCCGGAGUCGCCCGCCAUGUCGGAGACGGGGAACCCGUGCAUGAAGGGCGUAUGUCUGAAGGUGUUCGUCAUGGCACCCAAGAAGCCCAACUCCGCCGAGCGCAAGGUGGCGCGUGUGCGGUUGAGCAGCGAUAAGGUUGUCACGGCUUACAUCCCCGGCGAAGGUGGGUGAUUUCGUUUUCCCUUCCUUCCUCCAUCCCCUCCCUCCCUUUCCGGAAGGACGUUGUUUUGGCUGAUGCUGGGGAGGCGGAAUGUAGGGCAUAAUGUGCAGCAGCAUUCGGUGGUCCUUGUGCGUGGUGGGAGGUCGCAGGAUUGUCCGGGUGUCAAGUAUCAUUUGAUUCGUGGGGCUUUGGAUUUGGUUCGUUUCUCUCUCUCUCUCUCUCUUCUUUGGCUGUUUGGGGCUUUGUGUUGACUUUUGUGGGGGUCAGGGUGGUGUGCCGAAUAGGUCCACCUCGCGGUCAAAGUAUUUUUCUUCUCUUUCCUCUCUCUCCAUGUUUGGUCGAAAGGGCGGAUAAGGGGAUGGGGGGGGGGCUAACGGAAUGCGCAUAACAGGUACGGAACGAAGAAGCCGAAGAAGGGGUUAUAGGCAAUUGAGUUGAAAUCGAAUCGAAUCGGAUUGGGCCGAGUCUUCGAUGAUUUGGACGCUGAUGAUGACGUAAAUAUAGUUUUCCUUCAUCAAUUGUCACUCUGUACCAACAUUCCACCACUACACACGUUCUUUCGACUGCUAUGGUAUCGCAUUUGUACAUCACACAAGCGCACCGAAACAAACUUUAUAGACCCGAUAUCAACCCUGUUCUCCCUAUGGUUACUCUUCCCCU
This is a messenger RNA of Tuber aestivum (summer truffle), 979 nucleotides long. The record is from the annotation of a GenBank genome assembly. Lineage: Eukaryota; Fungi; Ascomycota; Pezizomycetes; Pezizales; Tuberaceae.